CUUCAAAUGUUCGAUACGGCGUCGAACCAAAGCUUCGAGUCGAUUGCAGCCAACUCUUCAUUCGCGCUCCGGUGGACUGACAAAUUUAAAAAAGAGUUGUGCUAAUAAAACGUUGCGGAACAUGCCGGUGUUUACAGUAAAUGUGAAAUGGGGCAAAGAGAAGUUUGAUGCCAUUGAGCUGAACACAGAGGAACCACCUAUGGUUUUCAAGGCUCAGCUCUUUGCCCUGACAGGCGUUCAGCCAGACAGACAGAAGGUCAUGGUGAAAGGGGGAACUCUGAAGGAUGAUGAGUGGGGAAAUAUUAAACUGAAAAAUGGAAUGACACUGUUGAUGAUGGGUUCAGCAGACGCACUACCUGAGGAGCCCACAGAUAGACCCAUGUUUAUGGAGGACAUGACUGAGGAGCAGCUGGCCUCAGCGAUGGAGCUGCCGUGUGGUUUGACAAACCUGGGAAACACCUGUUACAUGAAUGCCACAGUGCAGUGUCUGCGUUCUGUUCCAGAGCUUAAAACUGCCCUUAGACGGUAUUCAGGUGCUCUGCACUCUUCAGGAGCCAGCGCACCUUCGCAAUACAUCACAGCAGCCCUCCGUGAGUUAUACGAGACCAUGGACAAGACUUCGUCCAGCCUCCCACCCGUUAUUUUGCUGCAGUUUCUUCACAUGGCCUUUCCACAGUUUGCAGAGAAGGGGGAACAGGGACAGUACCUCCAGCAGGAUGCUAACGAAUGCUGGCUGCAGAUGAUGAGAGUUCUUCAGCAAAAGCUGGAGCCUUUAGAGCCGGAGACUCCGAUGGAGAGUGACACUGAGGGUGGAGCUGUUUCUGUCUCCACAAAGAAGAACUUCAUUGACCAAUAUUUCGGUGUGGAAUUUGAAACUUCUAUGAAAUGCACGGAAGCAGAGGACGAGGAGCCAAUCAAGGGCAAGGAAAGCCAGCUCCAGCUAAGCUGCUUCAUCAAUCAAGAAGUCAAAUAUCUUGCAACAGGGCUGAGGCUGAGACUGCAAGAAGAAAUCACAAAGCUGUCUCCAUCAUUGAGUAGAAAUGCGCUGUAUAUAAAAUCUUCAAAACUCAGCCGUGUGCCGGCCUACCUGACCGUCCAGAUGGUUCGUUUUUUCUACAAAGAGAAGGAGUCUGUUAAUGCCAAAGUCCUUAAGGAUGUCAAGUUCCCACUGAUGCUGGACGUGUAUGAGCUGUGCACUGCAGAGCUUCAGGAGAAGAUGUUGCCUAUCAGGUCAAAAUUUAAGGCGGUUGAGGACAAGAAACUUGAAAAACAUCAACAAAAGUUAUUGACGAAGCCAGACUCAUCCAAAGAUGCAAAAUAUGAGCCUUUCUCCUUUGCUGAUGAUCUGGGCUCCAAUAACAGCGGCUACUACGACCUGCAGGCUGUGCUGACGCAUCAGGGCCGCUCCAGCUCUUCAGGCCACUAUGUGGGUUGGGUUAAAAGGAAGGAAGAUGAGUGGGUGAAGUUUGACGAUGACAAGGUGAGUCUGGUGUCUCCUGAGGACAUCCUGCGACUGUCUGGGGGUGGAGACUGGCAUAUAGCAUAUGUUCUACUGUACGGCCCUCGGAGACUGGAAAUACUUGAAGAGGAGGAUUAAUAAUUAAUAAGUCUAUACAAAAUGCCAUUUCCAAGCACUGUCUGCAUAGAUGUGCAAUAAAACUGGUGUCUUUAAGCAGUUGACUUUUUUUGUAAUAAACAUGGACGCUUGUGGGUGCUGGGGGAAAAAAAACAAAACCCCCAUGACCCUAAAGUAUAAAUUCACACGGAGCAGGCUUAGAAAGGCAAACCUCUGGAUUCCUCAGAGGUUUUGAAGUGCAGUUCUGCAUUUUCAUUGUUUUAUACACAUUGUAUAUUUU
Molecule: messenger RNA, 1856 nt
Organism: Thalassophryne amazonica
Lineage: Eukaryota; Metazoa; Chordata; Actinopteri; Batrachoidiformes; Batrachoididae
Gene: usp14
Product: ubiquitin specific peptidase 14 (tRNA-guanine transglycosylase)
Biological process (GO): protein deubiquitination; proteasome-mediated ubiquitin-dependent protein catabolic process; regulation of proteasomal protein catabolic process
Molecular function (GO): proteasome binding; protein binding; cysteine-type deubiquitinase activity
Source: RefSeq, a predicted model, not a curated record